UCCUUCUACGUACUCGCUUUUUCAAAGGUAUCCAAAGCCGUAAAGCGAUAGGCUACAGUUCUUAUCUAUCCGGCAUGAAAUGUAAGGCAUAAAUAACGGCAUCUCGAGUUUUUCCCGUUUUAUCACCCACGCGUAGUUCAUCAGUUAGCUCAAUGUGCAAAUAGAUUACCUGAUGUUUCAUCACGUCGUUAAACAACAACUUUAUUCCCGAGAAGCUUGGCGGUUCGCUCAUAGAUUGAAUGCACACUGAGUGAAAAAAAUAAUAAAUGUUAUAGAGAAAUUCCAGCAAAAAUUACCAUCCCAAACAAUAAAUCGGAUGCGAGCUGGAUAAAAAGGAAAAAAUUGUUAUUUUUAAAAAUUAAAAAAUGAGUAAGAUGUAUCCGGACCCAAAUGCACCGCCGGCUGGCUUUGCACCGCCACCACCUUACAGUUCAGUGCCAUUGCAACAUGCUUACGAUGGAAUACCACAUCAGCCACCACCGGCACAAUCCACGGUCAUUAUCGUGCAAAAUACGUCUUUUGGAUCGGAACCCCAAAGGAUGAAUUGUCCACAUUGUCAUGCGGAUAUUGUCACGAGGACGGAGUCGGCUCCCACAGCCACGACCCAUCUCGUGUUUUUAAUAUGUUGCCUUUUCAUAUGCUGGCCGUGCGCGCCUUUCGUUUAUUGCACGGAUUGUUGCUUGGCAAAGAAGCAUUACUGCCCAAGAUGCAACCAUUACUUGGGCCAAGGACAAUGAAAGCUUAUCGAUUCUUCGUUCGAGAAGGAGACCACGAUUGUCCAUCGUGUCGGGAUCGUCGAUCGCGAUGCGAGCAAACACCGCAUUUUUUCAUAGACGUUUUGUAUUAAUGUUGUGUACAGAGCAAAAAGUAUUGAAUUAUUUUAGCGUGUAAGGAGUUUGAGAAGCUGUCAUGCUUAUGCAAAAAUGUGUAUGUCAACGACUGCUUAUGGGCUCAAAAGUGACUACAAUGAAGUAUUCUUUUAACAAAUAGUUAUGGUUACAACAGGUUUUUUGUUUAAAACUUUAAAAGUUAUCGAGAAGUCUUUUUCACGAAUGUUUUUAGUGGGUAUACACUUGUACAUUGUACGACUUUGAUACUUUAAAAAGCUUUAAAUUUAUAUUUGUGAUUCUACGUAAUUUCAAUGAAAAAUAAACGGUAUCAUUACAA
Copidosoma floridanum is the source of this 1167-nucleotide messenger RNA. RefSeq lists its product as uncharacterized. Lineage: Eukaryota; Metazoa; Arthropoda; Insecta; Hymenoptera; Encyrtidae. The record is from RefSeq and is a predicted model, not a curated record. Gene Ontology annotation, molecular function: zinc ion binding.